AUGGAUGGUGAUUCAGCAGCUCAGGCCAAUGGAACCGGCAUCACGACUCGGUCCUCUGAAAUCGGCCCCGGGAGCCGUCCGGCAGAUGCGGAGCCGCCGAAAACCCGGGCCUGUGCCAACUGUGCCCGGCUAAAGAUGAAAUGUCGAUGGCCGGCAUCCGGCGCGGGCCACUUGCAGGAUACCAGCUGUAUCCGAUGCGGCCGCAUGAAGAUUCCCUGCCAUGUGCCGGCGCCGGUACAGCGAAAGAAGAGGGGGAAAUCGACACGUGUGGCUCAGCUGGAGAGGAAGAUUGACAGCUUGGUGUCAAUGAUUGCGUCUACUCAGAAACUGCAAAAUUCACCUCCUUUAACUCCUGAGAGUCACGAUACAAUCGUAGUGGGCGAUGUGUCAAACAUACCUCUAUCACAGCCACUGCAAGAUGCAGUGCAGAAAUCACGGUCAACCCAAGCUGCCUCCAAAGUUCCUCACUUCCCACUCUCUAUCCCCUCUGACUCUUCAACAACGUUUCAGUUGAUCCCGGGCUUUAGCUUCAGUCUAGAAGAAGCUCAUUCAUACUUUAACAUCUACCGGCGUGAGUUCAUGCCCAAUUAUCCUUUCGUCAUCAUUCCGGAAGAUAUGGAUCCACGUAAUUUAUAUGCAACAUCGCGAUGUCUCUUCUGGACGAUUAUGGCUGCCGUGGCUCCCCAAUCGACGGCAACUCAGCAGGGUGUGGAGAAUUGGUUCCGUCAGUACAUUGCCGAUAGGAUGGUUGUAAAGCAAGAGAAGAACUUGGCACUUCUGCAAGCUAUCCUUAUUCAUCUAGCUUGGGCCGAUUUCCAUUUCUACAUGAGAACAGAGGCGACAAACUUCAUGCAUUUGGCCACUGCAUUGGCUAUGGACCUGAAGCUGGACAAGUCACCGGAAACUACCAGAUUACAUCCCAAAUCUCUGUUGGGAGAAGCCUGGGCGACACUCAACAAAAAUGCGCCAAAAGUUAGGUGCCAUACUGCCGAUGAGAAACGGGCUGUUCUGGGACUUUAUCAUGCUACGUCACUCAUCUCUGCCUUGUUCAAACGCGGAACUACCUUUCCUUGGAACAACUACCUUUCACAGUGCUGCGAAUCGAUAGCUGAGUCUUCUCUAGAUUCAGAUACGUUUCUAGUGGCACUGGUCAGGAUGCAGCGCGUCGCUGAUCGUGCUUACAGCAUGCUGCCUGGGUUUGACGUGGUUGACACUGGAUCUAGUGCCUACUUGUCUCCCAUGGAUAUGGUUAUUAACAAUGUUCGCCGAGAGCUCUACGAAUUUAUCUGCAUGCAGCCUGAAAGUGUUAAGAACAAACACAUAUUCAAGGCGUAUUACCAUGUGACUCUGAUGCGCCUUGCCGAGCCAGCCAUCCCUGCGCAGUCUCCUAUUAUCGUUGAAAUGGGCUCUUUACAUCCAGAGCCGCUGCAACGUUUUGAUACCAUUUGGAAAUGCCUACUUGCCGCUGUCGAUUUCUUCGAUGCCAUUUUGUCUAUUCACCCUAACGAGUUACCUGGCCUACCUGCCUCAGUUACAGGAUUACUAGCCUUUGCCAUCGUUACUAGCUCUCGGCUGCUCCUCUUGGAUCCAUCUAUAGACUGGCAACCUAUCAUGGCCCGGAGAAAGCUCGACUUUGCCGACGUAACGAAGCGUCUGAGCGAGAGGUUUGAAGAAGCAGAUACUUGGGCCAAAGAAGCUGGCCGUAGACGGCGCCUGUUAGACGGAGGCGAUGCCCAGUUUUGCAGACUGAGUUUCAAGCUUCGGUGGAUUCGACAGUGGUAUCUGUCACGAAUACCCCUAGAGCAGCAGCCGCCAAUGUCUGAAAUGCAGCAGCCUGCUGGCGAGUUGCUUCAGGACUCGGAUGCUGUGUUCUGGCAGGAGUAUGAGUUUGAAGAUGCGCUCUGGCCGGAUUUUAUGACGACGUAUAAUCCAAACUUUGCGGCGGUGCCAUGA
Trichoderma asperellum CBS 433.97 is the source of this 1953-nucleotide messenger RNA. RefSeq lists its product as uncharacterized. NCBI's taxonomy places the organism in Eukaryota, Fungi, Ascomycota, Sordariomycetes, Hypocreales, Hypocreaceae. Gene Ontology annotation, cellular component: nucleus. Gene Ontology annotation, biological process: regulation of DNA-templated transcription. The record is from RefSeq and is a predicted model, not a curated record. Gene Ontology annotation, molecular function: zinc ion binding; DNA-binding transcription factor activity, RNA polymerase II-specific; transcription cis-regulatory region binding.